CGCGCCAUUCAGCAACAGUGCCUUUACCGUUGCCCGCGAAAAAACGCGUCCGUCGAUUUAAAAAGUUUCGUUUUAUUUUUAAAUUGCGUAGAUUAUAAAUAGUGGAUGCUACUCGUGUGAGCCGCUGUGCAAGACGCGACGCUGAGACAUGUACCGACUAAUCCUCCUGAUCGCCACCGCGGCAGCCGCGCCGCAAGACAACAGCAUCACCUUCAUAAAGAACCUCCCUCCAGCUGGGGAACCGCUGUCUCCGUCCGAAGAGUCACUGUCUCUGCCCGAAGUGCUGCUCCCAGCACCGUCCUACGUCUCCACGCAUAUAGAGAACUUACCGUUGAGCAGCCAAGACGCUUCGGAUUACAGGACUGAAGAAGACAGCAGCAAACAGGAGUACCUCAACAAGUCAGCUGACUCCAGUCCAGACGAACAGACCACAGAUUCCACUGAAGAUUCCACGUUAGAAGAGUCUACGGAGACCAAUGAAGCUACUACUUCGGUGACUUCGGUUACAGAGAGAUAUCAGCCUAAAACUACGCCUAAGUUUCAGCUCAAGAAAUCCCCACCGAAGUUCUAUUCAAAACUGAGCUACUUCGAGAAGCCGAGCUACUCCGCGCCCACCAAUCUAGUAGACCGGUCUUCCAAGCGCAAGUUCCGAUCCAACUGCCGAUGUGAAAAGAUUUCUAACUGUCCGAAACUGCAGAUCACUGUGCCAAGAUGUCCGGAGGAAUAUUUCUUGUGCUGUUUUUAAAAUGUUAGAUAUCUUAAGUAGGUUUAUAUUUUGUUUAAAAUUGGAUGUAGAACGCUGAUCUUCCAACAUUGACAUAUAUUUUUGGAAGGGGAAAUAGGGCAAACAUCUCGUUCCUAUUUAUGUCGAUAAGAUAGUCCGAAUCAGAAGAACUCCGUUCCUCCAACCUUGUGAACCUGUCUAUUACAAUUUUGUUUAAAAUGGCUGAAGAGUGACCAAUUGGCUAACAUUAUGUACAUUAAAAGACUAAUUGUUUAGCCAUUUAGAUGUCCUAAUAAUUUUAUUAUUUUAUAGUUAUGCUAUGAAGUGUCCGAGAGAAGUGGAUCAAUCCGUACGAAUUUUAUUUAAACAUUCAGUAUGCAUUUUCUGUUGUGUACCAUCGACAUCUUCCGCUAACCUGACGCUUUUGACAUAAAAGGUUGCGAGGUGAUUUUUUUGUGGAAGGAUAAACAGUAUGUAUGUCUCCUGACUAUCCCUAACAACAUCCCGUAGUAAAACUUUCUGCUUUCGGCCAUUCCAUCUAGAAUAGCUCGUUGACCAAGCUAAUAACAUAAAAAUCUUAUCGACUGUAUGAUUUUCACUCUUUGCGAGUUAGUUUAGGUAUCCCAUCUCGCGGUAAAAAAAAAAUGUGAUGGGUGCAAGUUAUCAAAGACUUAUUUAAUUGUAUAGAUAUAUUAAUUUUAAGUAUUUUAGUUUAAAGUCUUGAAGUAAAUCUAAGGUUUAUGUUGAAAUAAACUUCCGAAAUAAUUUGGCAACUAGGAAUAUUUUUAAAACCCCACCGAAUACAGGUUCAGAAUGUAGUUGUUACCACAAAACUACAAGAUAUUAAAUAUCUUCCUUUAAAUAUAUGAAACUAACAGUGCUGAAAUAUCAUUU
This is a messenger RNA of Leguminivora glycinivorella, 1618 nucleotides long. RefSeq lists its product as uncharacterized. NCBI's taxonomy places the organism in Eukaryota, Metazoa, Arthropoda, Insecta, Lepidoptera, Tortricidae. The transcript is spliced from 4 exons. Bases 149 to 745 code for a protein of 198 amino acids. The record is from RefSeq and is a predicted model, not a curated record.